GACAGCAGUAGCCUAGACUCGGUGCAGUCACCACCGCGUGCGAUUGAGAGACGAGUUCAGUUCGAGUCGGCAGCGAGAGUGAACGCGUUUCUCGGUUUUAUCUUCCGUUCUUCUGUUCCCAUUCGCACACUAGACACUAUUGGUAAUUAGUAUUUCUGUUUUCGAAAGCAAAAAGUACCUAGUAGUUACUCUUCCAAAAAAAAAAAAACGCUGUUUGAAACCAUUGUGGCAACGAAUUUGCGUACGAAAACGAUCCAACGAGAUUUCCUGCGAAGAAGAAAGAGCGAGACGGAAGCGAAGAAAAAGGGUUUCGGUGUUUAUUGUGUGGUUUGAUCCAUUCAACUCGAGAUAGUUUGGAUUCGUUGUGUCGUGUUGCUUCCAUUGUGCAAUAUUGUGUGUUUUGUUUAUGCCCCGUCGAAUGGAUAGAAACAAUCGACCUUGAAGCUGAUAUGACUGGCGAGCGAAAAAGGGAAAUGAAGUGAUAGUAUUAGAAGUGAAUGGUAAACUAGAUUUGCUUUCAUAGUGAACAGAACAAAGAUGCAAUUUUUAGUGCAAGAAUAGUAGGCUUGAAAGUUGUUGUUUUAACAAUUAAAUAUUUUACAUUUUUGUGAGAAAAAAUUGGUGAUGGUUAUUGACAAACGAGUUUGCAAUCGGAGGUUUAAGCUGAGUAAAAGUGCAGAUUUUUUUUCGCCUAAAAUUUGUUCACCUCGAUUUGAUUUCGAUUCCUUUACAUCGUGCACCAAUACACUGACGGCGCGUGGAAGGUGAGCUGAAACAAAUGUAAUAACAUCAUCAGCAACAACAACAAUAAUGGAAAGGUGUUUGUGGUGGAAUAAAAAAUAAGCGAAAAGAGACACCAUCCAAGUAGCUUGGAGGUUGCGGCUGGCAAAAGAAAGGUCCAACAAAGCAACCAAGAAUCAACCAACGACGACGAAGACGAAGAGUGAGUGGCCUCCAAAACAGCCUUCGUUGAUCCAGUGUUGUGCAAAUCGCGUGAAUGUGUGAAAGGAGGCUGAUAGAAGGCAAGAAGAGAGUGCCAAGAGUCACCGCAGCAUAAAAGGCGAUCGUGUUGUUUUAUUUUUCUUCUGAGCUUUGCGUGCACAUACCCACGCUACCUUUCUCGUUCGUUCUCCAAUGAUGAUCAUGAUGAUGAUGGUUGUUCUUACCUGUAUCGGGAUGCAGCAGUGAGUGUUUCCAAUACCCGGUGGAGUGAGCGAGAAGCAACAUCAGCAGCAGCAGCACAAGUCGUGUCGGCCAGUGUCAAUAAACUCUGGUCGUCGGAAUCGUCGUCGUCGUCGUCGUCGUCGUCUUCUUGGGAUGCGAGAGGAAAGGCAUUAAGCGAAAUCACCACAAAACUCCUUGGAUAUAUGAAUAGAGAAAAACAACGACAGUGAAAACCUUUGGGACCAAGAGAAAAAUGAUUUCUGCUUCCAUAUUAUUGUCUUAGCAUCGCAUGGUCCGUGUGUUGUGUACGUGUGAAGAAUAAUUAUCGAAGCAGCUAGCAGAAUGACAUCAACGGAGUCGCGAGGAAACGUCUCGGUUACGACGAUCAACUGUGAAAAUGAUCCGGGCUUCAAUCCGGCCAGCAGCAUGAGUACCAUGAUUCCAACGCCAUCGUCCGGAACCAGUUCCGGAAGCAGUAGCAGCAGUAACACCCCGAAUGCCAGCACCAGUACGAUUUUCGGCAACGUUGGUAUCAGAAUAACCGUGCCAAAAAUGGAAGAAUCCGACGAGUCUGAUACAGAACUAUCGAACAUAGAAAAGACGGCGAAGGUUAACAUGAGGGAGGAUAGUCGCGCUAGCAAGGGAUUGCCACGGCCCAUGUCCUGGGAGGGUGAACUGUCCGAACCUGAAGCGAUGAUGAUUGACAACGAAAACAGUUCCAGUGGCCCCAGUGGGCCAGGGACUUCAGCCAAACCAGAACCACUCAUGGUGGCCAAGGAAGAACCGUCGGGACCAGGGAUAACGGAACCACUGGCCCUGACCGCCAAUCACAGUAGCAGUAGUUCUCCCCUUCCGAACCGCGUUAUCAAACCGGAAGUGGGACUUCCGUUAAUCAAUCACAACGUGGCUUCCAGCUACGCCAAUUCCAUUCCAACUAGCAGUAGUAUUAACGCUAAGAAACUCCCCGAUGUCAUAAGCCUCAAGUUCGAGCACGGACUUGCUGAGAACCUCCCAGCGGUCCACUCACCCCUUCUCGUACGCUCAAAAACCACCCUCCUCCCAGCCAAUCCCAGUCCAGACUCUGCCAUCCACUCCGUCUACACCCACAGUUCCCCAAGCCAAUCCCCGUUAACGUCCCGACAUGCGCCCUACACUCCCUCCCUCAGUCGCAACAACAGCGACGCUUCGCACAGUAGCUGCUACUCGUACAGUUCCGAGUUCAGCCCGACGCAUUCCCCUAUCCAGGGACGGCACAACAUGUUCACCAGUGGGUCCUACAACGGCUCCCCGCUCCAUCACUCAGUAUUAUUCAAACCGAUGAUCGACAACGAACAGGCGCUGAAGCUUGCCAACCAGGACGAACCGGUCUUCGACAGCGAACAUCUGCCGUCCCCGGGAAUCUCCCGGCAACAGUUGAUCAACAGCCCGUGCCCCAUCUGCGGGGACAAGAUCUCCGGCUUCCACUACGGGAUCUUCUCGUGCGAGUCGUGCAAGGGCUUCUUCAAGCGGACCGUGCAAAACCGGAAGAACUACCAGUGCCUUAGGGGAGCCGCCUGCCCGGUGACGAUCGCCACCCGGAAAAAGUGCCCGGCCUGCCGGUUCGAGAAGUGCCUUCAGAAGGGGAUGAAGCUGGAAGCAAUUCGCGAGGAUCGCACGCGAGGGGGCCGAUCAACGUAUCAAUGCUCGUACACACUCCCUGGAACAAUCCUCAGCCCGUCGCUCGGAGGCAACGACGGCAGCAGUAACUUUCCGUACUCAAACGCUUCGCAGCGAAGUGCAGGCGGUGGUCCUGGAGGUCCAUUCUCUUCGGGCGUUCCCGUCAACUUGACCGGCCAUCAGCUAAAGAUCGAAUCCGGCCAGCAGGACUUCAACAGUAAUUCCAACGGUGGCAAUGGCGGAGCCGGCAAUAACAAUCUCGGUGGAGCAGGCAUGCGACAGGGCAUUCCACAGCUACUGCAGGUGGGUAGAUUUGAUGGUUUUCACAGAAAAUCGAAACUACCAUGGAUGGAACUUCUGCAGGAAAUCAUGGACGUCGAACAUCUGUGGCAGUACAAUGCAUCGGAGCUGGCGCGGUUGAACCAACCGGCGCCACCAGUGAGCAGUGCUGCCAUCGCAGCCAAUCCGCUGCUCUCCAGUGCAGGCAUCUCGAGCGAAAGCAGUCCGGACUUGAUAGCGAACCUGUGCAACAUUGCGGAUCAUCGGUUGUACAAGAUCGUCAAGUGGUGCAAGAGCUUGCCGCUCUUCAAGAACAUCUCGAUCGACGAUCAAAUCUGCCUGUUGAUCAACUCGUGGUGUGAGCUGCUGCUGUUUUCGUGCUGCUUCCGGUCCAUGGCGACUCCCGGCGAGAUCAAGAUCUCACUCGGAAAGUCCAUUACGUUGGAACAGGCCAAACAUAGUGGGUUGCAGACCUGCAUUGAACGAAUGCUCAACCUCACCGAUCACCUUCGGCGGCUUCGGGUCGAUCGUUACGAGUACGUUGCCAUGAAGGUGAUCGUCCUGCUGUCUUCGGAUACUUCCGAGCUGAAAGAAUCAGAAAAGGUUCGUGCCAGUCAGGAGAAGGCGCUCCAAGCCCUCCAAGCGUACACGUUAGCGCACUACCCGGAAACGCCGGCCAAAUUCGGCGAGCUGCUCCUCCGGAUUCCGGAGCUUCAACGGACCUGCCAGCUUUCGUUUCAGGUGGGCAAAGAGAUGCUAACAAUCAAGCCGAAAGAUGGCGAAGAACCGUCGUUCAAUCUGCUGAUGGAACUGCUCCGAGGGGAGCACUGAGCAAAGGAUGCUUUGCUCCAGUGAAAGACGAACAACUGAUCGUGCCUCAAAAAGUUCUAGUGUUUUAGAAGAAGAAAAAGUGUGUCCCAAACGGCAGCCAAUCUAGCAAGCGUAACAGGAGAACGGGAUUGAUCAGAGUAGGCGCAGGAACGCCUAGGGUCAUCAUUCUCUCACAAGCACUCACGCAUCUGCAGCUCUCUUCCCCUCUCAUUUCCAUCCAUCUGUCACUGGAAGUGAGUAGCGAUGAGCCGUUUCCACGGCAACCAUCAUAGCAUGCGACCCAACUUCAACUUGUUUUCCUGCCGAAGGGAAGCAAGCGUAAACCGAAAUCAAAACUCUUUUAGACAUUGUGAUUUUAAUUCGUAAUCCAAUAAGUAGAGCGAGUUUAUUUUAUUCUUUUUACAUAGUUUUAGUCAGAUGUUUAAUAGAUUUUUAUUUUUCAUUUCUGCGAUUUUAUAUUUGUCUGUUGCAAGAAGAUUUUUUUUAUUUAAACAACUCAUGUAAUAUUUUUAAACGAUAAUCAUUUACAAUCGUUCUAAACGUUUCCCGGUAGUGUCGGGGCGAACGCUCAGACUCUCGAACCCUUUCAAAAAGAAAUGAAAACCUAUCGCAUGGAUAACCAUUAAGUUUCCUUAUAGAUUUUUAAGCCAGAGCUCAUAGUUAAGUUAGAAUUUAUUAUAGCUGUAGCAAACAAUAGAUAUGAAUAGUUUCUCAUUUUAACAAAAAACACUAGACGCAAAUCUUUGUAUUGUUGAUUGAUACAAGUUUUCUGUUAAGGUACGCUUUUUAUGAAGAGUCAGGAAGUGUUUAAGUUUUUCCCUAACCUUAUUGAGUGAUUUGCCUUCGAAGAAUGGCAGUCGUAAUCGUAAUAAGUUUUAUUUUAUAUCAACUGAAGCGUUCAAAGCUGAGAUAAAUAUUGUUUUAAGGUUCAGUAGGUAAAUAAGUUAUCGUGUCAUCGAAAGAUCUUCAAACCUAACGUUAAGGCAGGCACAAAUUCCAUCUCGCGCAUGUGAAAAGCAACUUUUCCUUCUCAUCACACAUGAUAACAGAACAAACGGUUUCCAACUUUUAUUUUCCUGACGAGUGACAAAAGCUAACGCGCAAUCAACGCUGUCGCCAUCGUAGCAACCCGUUCCGAACGAUAUAACGCGUUUAUAUCGCUGAAGGAGCUCCGUUGCCACGGCAACAUAGAGAAUCACAGGAGGAAGAAUAAAGUUUCACAUCUAGCGAAAUAUAUGAAAAAAAAGAAUAAAACAUGAGGAAGAAGUGUGCCUUUUUUCUGGUAACAACAAGAAGGAAACAUUACAAUUUUUGCGAUAGACGUAAGGCUAUUUUAUACGAAGAAAAGUAGAAAAACCGAAUAAUGUAAAACAACAAGUAAGCGUAAAUGACUGAACUUUUUAGUCUAGUGUUAGUUAAUGAGUAUAUACUUGUGGAAAAACCUCCCUCAAGAAAAUAAAAACGAAUACAAUCGCUUAUUAACACAAGUGAUCUGUCCGAGAGGAGGAGGAACAAACUUUUUGAAACGUGUUUUUUGAGAUCCGAUUUGAAGUUGAACGAAAACUCUUUGAUAGUUGCAAUAUACAAAAAAAAAAACCAAUCAGCGGAUCAACACAAAUAAUAGCUUAAAGUGAGGAAAAUCUUUCCCCAAACGCGAGGGAGUAGAUCGAAUGUUUUUCGUUUUUCAUUAUAUUGUAUGUGGAGUGCAAUACUAUUUUUCUCUAACCGUGUAACUUCCAGUCCGAUGAGAAGAAAAACAUUUUGCGGAGGGCAUUUCCAGCUAUUUAUUUUCAUACAACCGAGAAAAAGCGUUUCAAACCUUUUAAGAUUUCUGUGAGAGCAAGACAAAAGUUUUUUUUUUUCAGUGUACAUAGUAAACAAUAUUCUUUCAAGAACGAUGCAAAUGUUUUCCAAGAAAAUAUGGAAAUAUGUGAUGAUUUAAGUGUAAAACUAAGUACUAGUGUUUAACAUAACAAAACCAAGCGUUACGAGGAGGAAGAACACAGAAACAGCUAGCAAAAUAUACAGCUACUUAAAUCGGCAACACGGAAACGCAAAUUGAAAUGAAAUCAUCGUGAACAAAAAUCGAAACCGGAAAAUUGCAGUAUUUUUAGGAACGUACUUUUUUACUACUCAGACCCAUUUGAAAAGUCCGUAACUGUUGUUUUUAUUAUCGAUUAAAAUUUAUCAUUUCAUUUUAUUUGUGUUGCCACAAAUGUGUUUUCUGAAAACACUAGAAAUCAUAAACAACCGCUAAACAAUACUUCAGAGAGAAAGAGAGCGUAAGAAACAAACGUAAAAAAGCUUACGGAACAACUCAACACAGCAGACAGACAUUACACGCAAGCAAACACAUUAUAUUAUUGUACUUAAACAAAUUUUUAGAUUAGCCCCCAUUUUUUUUUUUUAAUAAUUUUGUGUUUCGAACGGACUCGUGGAAUACCCUCCCAUUCAGCGCAUCGCACCGUACAUUCUCUCUGUGUAUCUAUUUUUGGUGGGCGGCUCCUGGGUCGAUUAGUAGCUAAUUGGCCCUCGCGGCAGGCGCACCAUGUCGGAAUGGGAGCAAAAUUGGAAUAUAUGAAUAUAUUUUUUAUUGAAAUAAAUAUCAGUUUAUAACGUAA
Messenger RNA from Aedes aegypti (yellow fever mosquito), 6551 nucleotides. RefSeq names its product nuclear hormone receptor FTZ-F1 beta (gene Hr39). Bases 1507 to 3930 code for a protein of 807 amino acids. The transcript has 7 exons. Gene Ontology annotation, cellular component: RNA polymerase II transcription regulator complex. Gene Ontology annotation, biological process: hormone-mediated signaling pathway; regulation of transcription by RNA polymerase II; tissue development. NCBI's taxonomy places the organism in Eukaryota, Metazoa, Arthropoda, Insecta, Diptera, Culicidae. The record is from RefSeq and is a predicted model, not a curated record. Gene Ontology annotation, molecular function: nuclear receptor activity; zinc ion binding; RNA polymerase II cis-regulatory region sequence-specific DNA binding.